AAUGGCAGGCGCUGAAUGAGGAGGAGAAGGAAGGAAGGCGAGGGAAGGGAAGGAGGAGGAGGAGGCCGCCAUCGCCCCCUUCCUGCCAGGCCUCCAUCCAUCCCUGUCCCCUCCUCCUUCCAGUCCUUUCUCCUCCUCCUUGUCUUCCGAGGACUAGGGCUGGGCUUUGGGCCUCAGAGGAGAGUCAGAGGAGGCAGGGAGGAGGAGAUCAAGGACAACGACGGCGACGUCGAGCACAAAGGCGGAGGCAGGCGGGGGACGGUGGUCGCCGCCGCCGCCAAGGCCAUGGGGGAGAGGCUCCGAGGCCAGGCAGCCGGCCAAGCUGCCUCCCCAUCGGCGGCCACCCCCUGCUCGCUCCCCAAGGGAGAGGUCCUCCUCCUCCACAACGGCUACCACCCCUCCUCCGCCUCGCCCGCCUCAGGCAGCAACGGAGAAGCCCCCCACCCGCCUCCACCGCCCCUGGCCCUCUUCGGCUCCCCCUUGAAGAAAGCAGGGCCCCGGCCGCGACGGAGGGUGGACUCGGGCCGCAAAAACAGGCCUCCAUUCCCAUGGUUUGGCAUGGAUAUUGGUGGGACUCUUGUUAAACUGGUCUAUUUUGAACCAAAAGACAUUACAGCCGAAGAGGAACAGGAAGAAGUGGAAAAUCUAAAAAGCAUUAGGAAGUACUUGACUUCCAAUACAGCCUAUGGUAAAACUGGAAUUCGAGAUGUCCACCUUGAACUGAAAAACUUGACUAUGUGUGGGCGUAAAGGGAACCUUCAUUUCAUCCGUUUUCCAAGCUGUGCCAUGCACAGGUUCAUACAAAUGGGGAGUGAAAAAAAUUUCUCAAGCUUGCACACCACACUUUGUGCCACAGGAGGCGGAGCGUACAAGUUUGAGGAAGAUUUUCGAAUGAUUGCUGACCUCCAGCUUCAUAAACUAGAUGAGUUGGACUGCUUGAUCCAGGGUCUUCUCUAUGUGGAUUCUGUUGGUUUCAAUGGCCAUCCUGAGUGCUAUUAUUUUGAAAAUGCAGCAGAUCCUGAAUGGUGUCAGAAAAAGCCUUACUGCCUUGAUAAUCCAUUUCCUAUGCUGCUAGUUAACAUAGGCUCCGGGGUCAGCAUCUUAGCUGUAUAUUCCAAGGACAACUAUAAGAGAGUUACGGGGACCAGUCUUGGAGGUGGUACAUUCCUGGGCCUGUGUUGCUUGCUGACUGGUUGUGAGACCUUUGAAGAAGCUUUAGAAAUGGCAGCUAAAGGAGACAGCACCAAUGUUGAUAAGCUGGUGAAGGAUAUUUAUGGUGGAGACUAUGAACGGUUUGGGCUUCAAGGAUCAGCUGUAGCAUCAAGCUUUGGCAACAUGAUGAGUAAAGAAAAAAGAGAAUCCAUCAGCAAGGAAGACCUAGCAAGAGCUACGUUGGUUACCAUCACCAAUAAUAUUGGCUCCAUUGCUCGGAUGUGUGCUCUCAAUGAGAACAUUGAUAGAGUGGUGUUCGUUGGAAACUUUUUGAGAAUCAACAUGGUUGCCAUGAAGGUACUAGCCUAUGCCAUGGACUAUUGGUCAAAGGGACAACUCAAAGCUCUCUUCUUGGAGCAUGAGGGUUAUUUUGGUGCUGUUGGGGCCCUUCUAGAACUGCUGAAAAUGACAGAUGAUCAAUUAUGAAGUGCCCAAGAACUGUGGAAGCUGCUGAAAGAUUGACAGCUGCUAGGAGGAUGGGAAAGAAGCCAUGAUGGACAUUUUACCUGUUGGAUUUGUAAAUAAUAAUUUAAAUACCUUUUUUCGGAUCUUUUAACUUUUGGGUUGGACAUUAACUUCAGAAUUUUUACCAGGAAUCUAAAAAGAGGCAUUUUUAUCUGUAUACAUUUUUUAAGAAAAAAAUGUGCAAUGUGGCCAAACGUGGCAGAUUUUUAUGGAUUGUGUCUAAAACAUGGAUACUGUAGAGAAAGGACCUAAGAUAUGACACACUGGUGGUAUUAUUAUUAUUGUUGUUGUUAUUAAUAUUAUUAUUAUUACUAUUAUUUCUUCUGGGGUUUACUGAUCUAGUGUGAUAAUUAUUCAUUUAGUAAUUGCUCUAGGAGAUUUUUUUUAAAUCUUUCAUGACGUUUCAUGAUCGCUGUUGGUUUCAAAUGAAACUGCAAAACUGGCAUUUAAUGUGAACACUAAAGUAAUGAAUCUUGUUGCCUUCAUUUUUCAUUGGACUGUUUUCCCAUCUUCCUCAAAGUGACUACCUUCGUUUGACUGCCUAUGGUGGCAAUAAUGAAAAGUGCUGUCAGAUGUGCCAUCAGAUCUACUGAAAAUAAGGAGAAUACCUCAAGCUCUCCCAAUAUACCAAGCUUCUUUUGGAAACUGACAUGCUUUCAGUUCUGGAAACCCAUUCCUUAUAGCUCUGGAAAACUUGAUUUGUAGCACUCUGAGCUGAGUACGUUUGCUUAUUGGCAGGGAAAAAGGCCUACUUUCCAGAAACAGCAGAUGAGGGGUGAAACCUGUUCUUACAUAGUUAAAUUUGCCUUUAUAAAGUUGAAAAAUAUGCCCCCUGCACGUGCCAUCUUGCUAUCUGCAGGGAUUCCCCCUCCCAUAUGGAGUAGCUUUUAGUUAUGGGAGGCCCCACCAGCAAUCUGAAAUGGUACAAUCCAGAAAUAGGUUCAUCACCUCAUCCAGUGUUUGUGAGAAUUAAGCCUAAAAUAAGAUUUUAUUAUGAGAAAUACUUCAAAUGGAAGUAAUACAAGACAAUACUAUGCCAUGUGUUUGUUGUCUUUUCAAAUGUCAAACAUGUCAGUAUGUCAGUAUACUAAUUCUUAAAAAUACUGGUAUUAACCAGAAAAAGUGAUUAGUAGUAUAAAAAGUUUAUGUUUCUAAAAGUAGAAUAUAUAAAUAUAUGCCAAAAAUAAAGUGAUCAAUUAGGAAAUGAUGGAUUUUACAGAGAACAGACUUAUUCUCUACACUGUUGACAGAUGUAAGAACUGUUCUGCUCUCAGAUGUACACAGUCCACUGGAGGACAGUGUAUGUUAAAAGAAGCAAAAGUCUAAUAAAUUGAAUAUCUUUGUUUGGAAUACUCUGUAUGAUUUCUUUACCCUGAAACUUUAAAUAAAUCAAUGCAAACUGUUCAGUCACCUGGCUAAAAUAAAAGUCUGUUACUGUUGUGAUGGUUUCUUGA
This is a messenger RNA of Sceloporus undulatus (fence lizard), 3131 nucleotides long. It is a transcript of the gene PANK1, whose product is annotated as pantothenate kinase 1. Gene Ontology annotation, biological process: coenzyme A biosynthetic process. NCBI's taxonomy places the organism in Eukaryota, Metazoa, Chordata, Lepidosauria, Squamata, Phrynosomatidae. The coding region runs from base 16 to 1638 and encodes 540 amino acids. The record is from RefSeq and is a predicted model, not a curated record. Gene Ontology annotation, molecular function: pantothenate kinase activity; ATP binding. The transcript has 7 exons. Gene Ontology annotation, cellular component: cytosol; nucleus.